Sebastes umbrosus (honeycomb rockfish) is the source of this 7025-nucleotide messenger RNA. RefSeq names its product attractin-like 1b (gene atrnl1b). The record is from RefSeq and is a predicted model, not a curated record. NCBI's taxonomy places the organism in Eukaryota, Metazoa, Chordata, Actinopteri, Perciformes, Sebastidae. Gene Ontology annotation, cellular component: Golgi apparatus. Gene Ontology annotation, molecular function: protein binding. The transcript is spliced from 30 exons. The coding region runs from base 813 to 5021 and encodes 1402 amino acids.
CUGCUGCGCUAGCAAACCCAUCGCUGCUGCUGCUGCUGCUCAGUUUCUUCUCAUGUUUUCACAGCAACAACUGGGCUUUUUUUCUUCCCAACUGGAAUACAAGAAGACACCAACCACACUCUGCUGUCAACGACGUUUUAAAGGAGCUUAAAAUUGUCGUGGGAAUACACCGAGAAGGGGCCAAACAAACAGCUCAAAGUAGGAGCUCAAUAAUGCCCCCCCUAGUCGGCGAGAAUAGCUCUUCCAGUUCCCCCAACAUCACAUCACAUCCAUGUUGACUGCGGCAGUCCAGAGGCUACAAACACCACGACCCUCUUUGUUCUUCUGUGGACAACAUCCGGCAGAAUUAUUGUAGCGGUUUGUGGAAACAAUGUUGCAACAACGUUCCAUCCUCUGUUGUAUCAUUCGGAGGGAUUGUUUACGCGUUAAAAAUGGCUGCUGAAAUGCAGGCAGCUGGAAGAAGAGAGAGGGGUCUUGAAUCAAUGCAGUAACGGUACCUAUCAGAGGCCAAAUAAGCUACAUAUGCUAACAAAUGAUGUAUUGGUUAGUAUUCAACGAGUUAGCUGUUUAAAUAGCUUUUUUUUAUGGGUGAUUUUCUUCCCAACAAGAGGUUAGGGUGAAAGGGAAUUCCUCCCACUCCUCCAAGUCUAUGCGUAAAACCUUUUUAAAAACACUCAGCUAACUGUACAUUUUGUUAAGCUAAUGUGAGUAUGCAUAACACUCUUCUCCGUUAAAGCAGACCCCUUAAAGGCCUUUAAAGGUCUUUUACUCGGCUUGUGCUUCGAUCUGGCACAAAAAAAAACAAAAAAAACAUGGAUCCUGGUCCUGGGGGGAGAUGUAAGGCUGAACUCUUUUUUCUUUUUGGACCCAAACAAGUAGUCUCCCACAGAGAUCUGAGGGGGGGCAUCAACAGAUAUUUGGUGGUGGUGUAUGUUUUGUUUUAUUUUGUACUCUUCACCCACGCCUCCCCGGCUAAACCGUGUGACAAGAAUUGCCUCUCUGGGAAAUGUAUCAACGGAUCCUGCAUCUGUGACCGAGGAUGGGCUGGAGACCAGUGCCAGCACUGCCACGGGAGGUUCAAGUUGACGGAGCCCUCAGGAUACCUCACCGACGGUCCAAUCAACUACAUGUACAAAACAAAGUGCACCUGGCUCAUCGAGGGCUAUCCAAAUGCGGUUCUUCGGUUAAGAUUCAACCACUUUGCCACAGAAUGUAGUUGGGACCAUAUGUACGUCUACGAUGGAGACUCGAUAUAUGCCCCGCUGGUUGCUGUUUUCAGCGGUCUCAUCGUGCCAGAGAUACGAGGAAAUGAGACGGUUCCUGAGGUCGAGACGACUUCAGGCUACGCACUACUACACUUUUUCAGCGAUGCUGCCUAUAACCUGACGGGAUUUGAAAUAUUUUACUCGAUCAACUCUUGUCCCAAUAACUGCUCCGGCCAUGGGAAGUGCACCCCCGGUAACUCGGCCGCCAGCAGAGUGUACUGUGAAUGUGACAAGUAUUGGAAAGGCGAGGCCUGCGACAUCCCUUACUGCAGGAACAACUGCGGCAGCCCCGACCACGGCUACUGCGACCUCACCGGGGAGAAGCUGUGUGUCUGCAAUGAUAGCUGGCAAGGCCCAGACUGCUCCCUUACUGUACCUUCAACCGAGUCCUUCUGGGUCCUACCGAGCGUCAAGCCCUUUGGCACAUCACUCGCCAGAGCUUCCCAGAAGGCCGUGGUGCAAGAAAAGGUCAUGUGGGUGGUGGGCGGAUACACCUUCAACUACAGCUCCUUCCAGAUGAUUCUCAACUACAACCUGGAGAGCGGCAUCUGGAACACAGUUCCCAUCAAUAGUGGCCCUGUGCCAAGAUAUGGCCACUCACUCGCUGCCUACCAGGAUGACAUCUACAUGUUUGGUGGGAAGCUGGAGGCGGGCUGGGCGAACGUGACAGACGAGCUGUGGGUGUUCAACGUACCCGGUCGGACGUGGCAGCGGAGAAACCCCGUGGUCGGACCUCCGGCUCAGGCUCAGAUUUACGCUGUGGAGGGUCACUCGGCCCACUGCGUCCCGCUAGACGAGGGCGAGGCCAUCAUGCUGGUCAUCUUUGGCUACUCCCCCAUCUACAGCUACAUCAGCAACGUUCAGGAGUACAACCUGAGGUCCAACACGUGGCUGGUGCCUGAAACCAAAGGUGCAGUUCCACAGGGAGGCUACGGCCACAGCAGCACGUAUGACAGCGCCAGUGGCAGCGUGUACGUUCACGGAGGCUAUAAGGCGCUGCCUGCCAACAAAUACGGCCUUGUUGAUGACCUCUACCGCUACGACGUUAACACCCGGACAUGGUUCAUUCUGAGAGAGAGCAGUUUUCCGCGGUACUUGCACUCGGCCGUGCUCCUCAGCGGCACCCUGCUCAUCUUUGGCGGCAACACACACAACGACACGUCGCUCAGCAACGGGGCCAAGUGUUUCUCCGCUGACUUCCUUGCCUACGACAUCGCGUGUGAUGAGUGGAGGCUCCUGCCUAAACCAGACCUGCACAGGGAUGUCAACCGCUUUGGUCACUCUGCUGUGGUCAGCAAUGGGUCCAUGUAUGUGUUCGGGGGCUUCUCCGGCGUGCUGCUCAACGACGUGCUUGUUUACCGACCCCCCAGCUGCCAGGCCUUCUUGGCAGAGGAAGGGUGUGUGAAGGCCGGGCCAGGGAUCCGCUGCAUCUGGAGCAGAGGCCGCUGUCUCCCCUGGGAACCCAGUAUGGCUAAUGGGAGCCUCAUUCCUGCCUCAUUCUGCCCCCCUAAACCAGUCACGGUGGACGAGCGGUGCUACCGGUUCUCAGACUGCGCCAGCUGUACAGCCAACACCAACGGGUGCCAGUGGUGUGAUGACAAGAAGUGCAUCUCUGCCUCCAGCAACUGCACCUCUAACGUGAAGAACUUCACUGAGUGUCCGGUGCGUAACGAGCAGGUGUGCAGCAAGCUCGCCAACUGCAAGAGCUGCUCGCUGAAUCUCAACUGUCAGUGGGACCAGAAUCAGUCCGUGUGCCACGCUGUGCCUGCCCAGCAGUGCAGUGAGGGAUGGAGCCAGGUGGGGGAGGCCUGCCUGAGGAUCAACUCCAGCCGCGAGAGUUAUGACAACGCCCAACACUACUGCAAGAACCUCAACGGAAACAUCGCCUCGCUCACCACCUCCAAACAAGUGGACUUUGUGCUUGAGGAGCUGAAGAAGCUCCAGCAACAAGACAAGAUCGAUUUAAAGAUGCAGAAUCACUCAAACAACAUCUCUCGCAGCCAUUACAAGCGUCUGUCUCCCUGGGUGGGCCUGAGGAAAAUCAAUGUGUCGUACUGGGGUUGGGAGGACAUGUCUCCUUUCACCAACAGCAGCCUGCGCUGGCUGCCCGGCGAGCCCAGUGACUCUGGUUUCUGUGCCUACCUGGAGGAGCCUCAGGUGUCCGGCCUCAGGGCCAAUCCAUGCACCGCCACUGCCCACGGCCUCAUCUGCGAGAAAGCUACCGGAAACCCCAAUCAGAGUACCCGUCCAUCCUGUAAGAAGCCGUGCUCGCUGCACACCAACUGCGCCAACUGUACCAGCCAGGCCAUGGAGUGCAUGUGGUGCGGGAGCGCGCAGCGCUGCGUCGAUUCCACCGCCUACGUCAUCUCUUUUCCUUAUGGCCAGUGUCUGGAGUGGCAGACUGGAGAUUGUGUGGCCCAGAACUGCACAGGCCUGCGGACAUGUUCUCAAUGCCUGGAGCAGCCUGAGUGCGGCUGGUGUGGAGAUCCCAGCAGUACUGGGAAGGGCCUGUGCACGGAGGGCUCUUACCGGGGGCCAAUGAAGAGACCGGCGAAGCAGCAGGGCCAGCAGGUCCAGUCCCAGGACAUGAUCCUGGAGCCGGGCAUCUGCCCCAAAGACAAAGGCUACGAGUGGGCCUUCAUUCACUGCCCCGCGUGCCAGUGCAACGGCCACAGCACGUGUGUGAACGGCAGCGUGUGCGAACAGUGCCGCAACCUCACCACCGGUCCCCACUGCCAGACCUGCAUGCCUGGUUACCAUGGAGACCCGACCAAUGGCGGCAAAUGCCAGGCCUGUAAGUGUAAUGGUCAUGCAAGUGUGUGCCAGGUGUUAACUGGCAAGUGCUUCUGCACCACCAAGGGGAUCAAAGGAGACCAGUGCCAGCUAUGUGACUCAGAAAACCGUUACCUUGGCAAUCCACUCAGAGGAACCUGUUACUACAAUCUCCUGAUCGACUACCAGUUCACCUUCAGUCUCAUCCAAGAAGAUGAUAAUCACUACACUGCCAUCAACUUUAUGGCCUCACCUGAGCAGGCCAACAAGAACUUGGACAUGUCCAUUAAUGCAUCCAACAACUUUAACCUCAACAUCACCUGGUCGGUGGGAUCAACAGCUGGAACCAUCUCUGGAGAGGAGGUGCCCAUCGUGUCCAAAACGAACAUCAAGGAGUACAGAGACAGUUUCUCCUGUGAGAAGUUCACAUUUAGAAGCAACCCCAAUAUCACCUUUUACGUCUACGUCAGUAACUUCUCAUGGCCAAUCAAGAUCCAGAUCGCCUUCUCCCAACACAACAGUAUCAUGGACCUUGUCCAGUUCUUUGUGACAUUUUUCAGUUGCUUUCUGUCACUCCUGCUGGUGGCUGCAGUGGUGUGGAAGAUCAAACAGACCUGCUGGGCUUCACGACGGAGAGAACAACUGAUGAGAGAGCGUCAGCAGAUGGCCAGUCGUCCGUUCGCCUCUGUCGCGGUUGCGCUGGAUUCCAGAGGAGAAGAAACGGAACUGUUGCAGCCUGUAGCUGAUGGAGCACCUAAACCCGUUGCGAUGGAGCCGUGUUCCGGAGGGAAAGCUGCUGUGUUGACUGUCCUCAUGCGUCUGCCCUCUGGGCUCUCAGACUUACCUCCACCAGGACAGUCAGGAAUCAUCGUUGCCAGUGCGCUGAUAGACAUUUCACAGCAGAAACCAGAUUUUAAAGACAAGUCCAUGGGUUUAAAGAGCCGAAAAGCCCUUCCUCCGGCACACCAAGGCACCUGCGUCUGAGUCUCUCAACCCGUCAAUCCAUUUGGGUCCCCUUUUUUUACACCAUCUGAGGUCAUAUUGUUCCAAUAAGGCCGCUGCUCCCAGCUGAAGGCCUUUUUCAGAGACAAGACAUGGCUACAUGUAGAAGAUGACAUUCGGCUGCUACCACUCAAGAGUCCACAAGAGCACAACACUGCUUUACCUUUUUCCUGCUCCCCUUCGCUCUAAUCUGCAUAAAUCAACUCUCUUGUCACAGGAAUUUUUUCUUUUAUCCAAUCUCUGGAGCAACUUUUCCUCCAAACCUACUGGGCCCAAAUCUCUUUCCUUUCAGCUUUGGCAGCAGUCAUCACGGCUUAAACUGCGCUAAGAGGAAACCUGCCUGAUCAUCAAGUGACAUCAGAGACAGAUGAAUCAGAGGGAUCUGCACCUAUUGACGCUUCGGUCGUGAAUAAUUUGUGACACGUCAUCGUCCAUUUGCUCAGCAUGAGAAGGUGUCUGUACAUUAGGUUAUAUCAGACUGAUUUUCCCUCACACUGUGUUGGGAAAAACGAGAUGAUUUAAAAAAAAAAAUGGCUGGUAGAUAUCCAGCAUGUGCUGCCUAUGAGGUUUCUUUUGUUCUUUUUGCUUGCCAACAAGUGGUAUUCUCUGGUGCUAAAGCAUUAAGUUCUUAUGCUAAAGCCUUUGCUGUAUGGACUGAAAUCAUUCUGCCUUUUAGCGCUACAGGCCAGGACUCUUUUUAACACCCCUGCGACCGCAUAGAUAGUGUUUUGACAACUAGAGUAUUUUGUCACACCACUUUGCCAACUACCAUUCAAAUGCUCUGUUUUAGCAUUUUUACUGUACAUACGUAUCCUCCACCCAGCUGAAGCUAAAGUCUGUAUUUUCUUUUGUGGAAUACAUGUACAAAAAAUGCUGCAGAGACUGCAAUCACUACCAGCGGCAUGUGGGUGAUGACUGCAAAACCGGAGGAGGCGUGAACAAAACCCAUCAAGUCAUCAAACUAAAAGCAUGGAAAAACUCCAAAAGAUGCAUUUUCAUUAGCAAACUGGAAGUUUCAUUUGUUACAAAAAAAAUCCAUCUUUUUCAGUGUGCAGAGAAACACUGAAGAUCUGGUUUGAUUCUUUUCUGUAGUUUUGUUAUUGUGUCAUUUUGCUGUGCAACUUGGACAUUAAGUUUUUGAACUUGGAUCGGUGUGGAUUCGGAGUAAGACGUCUGCUUGAUAAAGUUAGACCGGGGACAUCGUGCUCCUCUGACGGUUUACUAGUUUGUUUUGUAAGUUUUUUUAAAUGGCCCUCUGACGCUUUAUUUCCAUCUUUGAGUACAAGGAGUUGCGUUACCCUUUUUUAUAAUGCCUUGGCUUUCCAUGGACGGAGGGGGCAUGUUGAUCUGCAGAAUUUUAAAAAGCUGUCGACCAUUUUUAGCCCCGACCUACCCCCCACCCGCACUCUGAGCUGUACAGUGUCUUGUUGGAACAAAUGUGAGUCUUUGUCACUCUUAUCUCUUGAGAAUUUCAUGUGUUCGUCAGGUUUUUAUGACAGAACGGCAAGAGAUUAUCAUUUAUUUUAGGCCUUGUCACCCUGUUACUAUUAAUUAUAUCUAUGAUAAAUUGUAAGUCUUUUGCUACACUUGUGAAAAAAGAGCAUUUUCUGUUAAUAUUUUUUGUUUUGAUAUUUAACAGAUUCCUGUGUAAUAGCAUUUAACUUGAUUUUUAUCGUUGACUUAAGUCGGUUGUUUUUAAUGUCAGCUCCUUUUUGAAUCGUGCAUCUUUUUAAGGACUGUAUGGGCAUUGCCUUGCUUUUUCGUUUGCAAAGUGGUCGUUCCGAUGCAUUUCACGAGGAUAAGUAUGCCAGCUAAUGUGUUUUAUUUUGUGUUUUGUAGAGUAAUCCUAUAACAGUGUCAUUACACAGGAAUCGGGGUCUCACUGUACCGUGAAAAAAAGAUGAUAAACUGCAUAUCAGUAAUCUUCAGUGUAUUUUAAAGAUGGACAACAUGCCAGAAAAUAAAAAAAAAAAACAGACCUGAAAA